AAAAAAAAAAAAAAAACACCCCGGGGACACUUUCGGUAUUUACAGAGGAACCUCUCCACGGCGUGCAGUCGUCCGGCAGUCAAGUGCGACCUACACACGGGCUGCCACCCAAAGAGCCGAGCUAUGGCGCCCCUGUCUUUGCCCCUGUCGUCUCUGCUGAAACACAAGGACUGUCUGCAGAAGGCGAACGUUUUCUGCAACGUUUUAAAGGGUUCACAGCACCGGCCAUUCAGGUCCUGCUCAUGGAAACGGAAUUUCGGCGCGGCACACCGUGGAGUCGGUCAACUGCUGUCGCGCCGGCCCAGAGCCAAAAACUACGCAGCAUCUGUUUGCAGCGGCUCCUCUGACGGCCAGGGCAUGACAGAGAGGCUGUGGUCUGUUUACAAUGAGACCAAAAGGCAGACAGAAGACUUGAUCCCAGUCAUAUCGACCAAGUCAGUCGACCCCGACACCAUUUUUGCCAACAACGAGAUGAGCCUGCGCGACACAGAGAUCUACGGCUUCGACUAUGACUACACCCUGGCCUUCUACUCCAGCCACCUCCACACCCUCAUUUUCAACAUAGCGAGGGACAUCCUCAUCGCAAAACACAGGUAUCCAGAGGGUCUGCGAAAGUACGAGUAUAUUCCAAAUUUUGCUGUUAGAGGACUUCAUUAUGACGUUCAGAAGGCACUGCUGAUGAAGAUAGAUGCUUUUCACUACAUCCAGUUGGGAACUGUAUACAGAGGUCUUCAUCCAGUUCCUGAUGAGGAAGUAAUUGCCAUGUAUGAAGGUUGUCACGUACCUCUAGAGAUCAUGAGCGACUUCUACGGCAAGAGUUCCCAUGGCCACACCAUGAAGCAGUUCAUGGACAUAUUCUCCCUGCCUGAGAUGACCCUCCUAUCCUGUGUCAAUGACUUCUUCAUGAGGCACAAUAUCGACUAUGAGCCAGUCCAUCUCUACAAAGACGUAAAGGAAGCCAUUAGAGAUGUUCACGUCAAGGGCAUUAUGUACCGAGCUGUGGAGGCAGAUAUUGAGAAAUACAUUUGCUAUGGUGAGCAAAGCCACGCUGUGCUGAAGAAGCUGUCAGAGCAUGGAAAAAAGAUGUUCCUCAUUACCAAUAGCCCCUUUGACUUUGUGGACCGAGGAAUGAGCUACAUUGUAGGGAAGGACUGGAGGGACCUGUUUGAUGUUGUUAUUGUUCAGGCCGACAAACCUAGUUUCUUCAAUGACCGGAGAAAACCUUUCAGGCGAGUGACAGACAAAGGUGCGUUGCUGUGGGACCGGAUUCACAGGUUGGAAAAAGGGCAGAUCUACAAACAGGGAAACCUUUAUGAGUUCCUGAGACUCACUGGCUGGAGAGGAUCCAAAGUGCUCUACUUUGGAGAUCACAUCUACAGUGACUUGGCAGAUCUGACGCUGAAACAUGGCUGGAGAACAGGUGCCAUCAUCCCUGAGCUGCGGAAAGAGAUCAAGAUUAUGAACACAGAGCAGUAUGUGCACAUGAUGACCUGGCUACAGGCACUGACUGGACUUAUUGAACAGAUGCAGGUACACAGAGAUCCGGCAUCUCAAGCUGUCGUUGAGGAGUGGAUUAGAGAGAGAGAAGCCAUGAGGCCACAGACGAAGGACAUCUUCAACGCGCAGUUUGGGAGUCUUUUCCGAACAUACCACAACCCCACUUACUUCUCACGCCGGCUGUCGCGCUUUGCUGACAUCUACAUGGCCACCAUCAGCUGCCUGCUCAACUACGACUUCCAGCACACCUUUUUCCCCCGCCGUACUCCCCUGCAGCAUGAGUCCCACAUCUGGCCUGAACACAGCCCCGAUGGCCUGAGCAUCUCCUCAAAGCUCCACAAGUCCAAAGCAGAGUCCGAUUAGAGAGAGAGAGAGAGAGAGAGAUAGAGAGAGAGAUAGAGAGACACUGUUCAAAAAUAAAGAACAGGAUUGAAUGAUCUCCAUUGCUGAUUUAAACUUAACUAAACUUUUGAGAUAAGGCAUUUUAGAAGAUGAAUGCCACAUUUUAAGUUACAACUGGUAACAAUCAUGUAAACUGUUGAUGUUUAUUAAGCUUUAAACUAGUUAGUUAUGUAUAUCCUUUCAAAUAAUUCAGUGGAUUUAGUGCUUCUUAAACCAAAUGGCUAUGACAGAACAAACAUACUGACAAUUUCAUUUUAAUCAUACAUAUUUUGUAUUUUAGAUUUUUAUUUGGGACAUUGAAGGCACUGAUUUUUUUUUGUGGCGCUGAAUGUGUACUUGUGUCUGUGUAUGAGAAAGGUUUGUAGUGAAAGAUUACAUGAAGGUGAUGCAUUUACACAGUUUAAACAAUAGGGGGCAGUCACACAUCAAGUCUAUCAUGGUGAGUCUCUAGCAUGAAUUGUAACCCCUCUUUAAAGAUUAUCUUUGCCUUUUUUCUCCUUUGCAUUUGUAAAACUGUCGAUUUGUAAGACUGUUGGCGAAAUACUCAGAUGUGACAUUUGCAUUACAAACUCUGUUGCCUUAAUAUCUUCUUCACAUAACUGCAAUGUAUAUAUUUUUGUAAUAGCCUAAUAUUAUUUAUGGUAAUCAAGCUUUUCAAAUGUUGCCAGCAAGCCUUUUGGUACAUUUAAUUUUGAACUGCAUAUUGUGAUACACACACAUUGAUGUUCACAGAUGUUUUCUUUUAAUAAUUUUCACACAACACAGCCUGUAUGUCUCAUUUAGGCAGAAGAGAAAUGCUAAUUGUCAGGAAGCAAUAGAGCAUUAUGGCUAUAUUUAGCAUGGGUGUUGCUAUUUGAUCUGUGAAGGCAGCACUGAGUUUGUCACUUUUUGGAGAAAAUGUGUGAAAUCCUGUAACACAUGCUGGGACGUAGGCUGGAGGAGGAUGUGUUUCAUAUUUAAGAUGGAAUUGAAGAGUUUUUAAUGAAUUUGAAAAAAGGGAAUUCUUAAAUACCAGUGGCCACAACCAAGACCUCAUGGUCUAUUUUAUUUAUCUGUCUCAGUAGUUUUAAAUAUGUCUUUAUGAAAUGUAUUUCUAUUUUACUAUUUAUUAAAAUGGAAAUGGCUUACUGAUCGUAGCCCAUUGCUUAUGUCAUUAUUGAAAAGCACUAUGCUUUUUACUUUGCUAUUGGCCGUAUGAACAACAAAACGACGUUUUCAUAAUUGGAAAAUUCAUUUUGAGGACUAAUUGAUUCCUUGUUGAAAACUCUUCAACUUUCCAAUUACCAUUAUAGCAGUGGGUUUGUUGGGAUUAAUCCCUCCAAAUCGUGUUACGGACCAAUUUCUCUUAUUGCAUUUGGGGCUUUCUCUAACAGGUGCACAAUCUGAGAUCUUAGAAAUGAGAAAAGCCGAGUGGUUUGACAGGGAUCAGAAAUGAUAAGAUCAAUGACGCUGUGUCCUGAGCUGAGCAGAGUGUCUGUGGGUUAGGUCUCUGG
Molecule: messenger RNA, 3392 nt
Organism: Xiphias gladius (swordfish)
Lineage: Eukaryota; Metazoa; Chordata; Actinopteri; Istiophoriformes; Xiphiidae
Gene: nt5dc3
Product: 5'-nucleotidase domain containing 3
Exons: 14
Coding region: 124-1860 (578 amino acids)
Molecular function (GO): 5'-nucleotidase activity
Source: RefSeq, a predicted model, not a curated record